GAGCUCGACGUAGCAGGGUUGGCAGAAUCCUUCCGAGAGACUUUUGGGUACGACGCAGAGAUGCAGCGGAACCCAGUCAAACUGCCGACGUUCUGCCGCAGCUAUCUGUGGGCUCACGGUGGGAUCUGCGAAAAGCAUCCCUGCUUUGGCCGGGUGGCGCAGCUCGUGCAUCAGUUCGAUUCCGGGCUGCAGAGCAAGCGCGUUGCGACGAGUCUGCUGAUUGUCAAUCUACAGGAGGAGCACACAGGGCAAACGCAGUGGUUUUUCCAGGGAUGUGUUUGCAGACGACCGCUCCUACACGUGCUUGUGCGGCUUUGGCCGCGAGCUCCUGGGCGGUUGGCUAUGUCGAUGAAAGACGGUGUUCCAGUACUGUUGACAUCGCAUCAGAUGUUCCUUUCCUGUGUCUGCUCCUACCUGUCCAUUUUCCCAGACGAUGCUACAGCAUCCCAACUGCGUCCGCAGGCCGCCAUCUACAAGUCUUUUUCAUGUUCGCACGAAGAGGGCGAUCUGGUGUUGCUGGCUGGCGAGGAGACGCACAACAUCGACUUGAGUUCUCGUUGCAAGCGCUUUUCUCAAGCGUUGAAAGCGGAGGCUGCAGCAUUCAAGGAUGCAGAAGCAGCCCCUGCCUCCUCAUCAUCUGCUGGUGACAAACCUGAAUCGCGCGAGGCUGUCGAGCAGGAUAGCAAGCCUUCCAGUGCUGGCGGCGUUUCCGCAGCAGCUUCCGCUGCUGGCGCUGCCGGCCAGAAUGGUGUCUUCUUUCAACGCAAUCUGGGAGUGCUGGAUAUUGGGCCCAGCCCACGGAAGGGACUAAUGUGCAUGAAUUGCGGUGGCAAGAUUGAGAAAGGGGAAUUGAAAUUCAGCUUCGCGUACCGCUUGAACAAACCUCCUCGAUCGAUUCACGUGGCAUGUGUGGCCCAGAUUCAGAAGGAUCUGGUUCAGCCGUGCAUUGAUUCCUUGCAUCGGCUAUUGAUGAACCCGAAGGUUCAGGAAUCUGAGCUGCUGAAGCCUGCUUGUACUCAAGCUUUGGGAUUUCUCGAGGGGUAG
Messenger RNA from Symbiodinium necroappetens, 1044 nucleotides. NCBI's taxonomy places the organism in Eukaryota, Dinophyceae, Suessiales, Symbiodiniaceae. The record is from the annotation of a GenBank genome assembly.